Messenger RNA from Colletotrichum spaethianum, 627 nucleotides. RefSeq lists its product as uncharacterized. NCBI's taxonomy places the organism in Eukaryota, Fungi, Ascomycota, Sordariomycetes, Glomerellales, Glomerellaceae. The coding region runs from base 1 to 627 and encodes 208 amino acids. The record is from RefSeq and is a predicted model, not a curated record. The transcript has 2 exons.
AUGGAGACACCGGCGAUGAACCUGAGCUUGACGAUGAGGAUUGCCUCUCACCAGAUCGAGUUCCAGCAGCAGAAUCCUCAGCAAAUGUUCUGUGCGCCGCAGAACUACCAGAUGCCGUCGAUGCAUCCACAGUCAUCCCUUCCGGCGCCUUGGGGCACGGUCAACCCCUUGGAUACGAUCAAAGAAUUUGGCUCUCAGACCUCGGAGACGCCUCAGCUGUUCAGACAAGGUCACUAUUGGAACGGUCCCGAGAGCAACUACGACCCAACUCUUUCGAUGCCGCUAGACUUCGGCGGCGAGUCUCAGGAGAUUGGCUUGCAUGCCUAUCGUAGCAACAUGGCCACCGGCAAUUCCGAGUUCGAGAACCAGCAUCUCGGCCUUAAAGCCACGCCUUACAGUAAUUCGCCUACCGGAGGCUACCUUUUCUACAGUCACAAUCCAGCUGACGUGGCUUUCGAUGCCUCGCCUCACACCGUCAAUCCUUCGACCAAUACUACUCAAGAAACCCUACCUCCUCAUGGUCUAAGCUCGAGGACUCCCAUUUUCCGCGAGAAGGAGAGUGGAGAAGAAGCCUUGGAUGACGUUGACUUCUCCCAGUGGAUUCAUGAAGAGGAGGUGUAUAACUAG